Molecule: messenger RNA, 960 nt
Organism: Trichoderma breve
Lineage: Eukaryota; Fungi; Ascomycota; Sordariomycetes; Hypocreales; Hypocreaceae
Product: nmrA-like family domain-containing protein
Exons: 1
Coding region: 1-960 (319 amino acids)
Source: RefSeq, a predicted model, not a curated record
AUGACCAAAAUUGCAACUGUUGUGGGGGCGACUGGCAACCAAGGAGCGGCUGUUAUUGAUGCCCUGAAGAAACAUGGAGGUUACAAAAUCCGCGGACUUACACGACGGCCCGAAAGCGAUGCCGCUGCAGCUCUCAAGAACCAAGGCGUAGAAGUUGUCAGGGCAGAUGUUAACGACUAUGCCUCCCUGGUGUCUGCCUUUGCCGGAUCCCACUUCAUCUUCGGUGUUACGGAUUUCUUUGAGAUUUUUGCAACAUCUAAAGAUGCAGACAAAGCCAUGGAUACUGAGAUACAACAGGGCAAGAAUCUAGCAAAUGCUGCGGAGGCCACGCCGACUCUUGAGCAUUACGUCUGGAGCAAUCUUCCAGGAGCAUUGGUCAAAAGCGGAGGAAAAAUGAAGGUACCCCACUACGACAGCAAAGACAUUGUGGCUCAAUAUAUCCGAACAAAAAAUGAUCUGCUUUCUAAGACAACGUUUAUGCUGAUUGGAUGGUAUUCGUUAAACUUUACCUUUCCCUACUUCAGGCCAACACUGCUAGAGAGUGCUGGGAAAUAUGUUCUUGUUGGGAAUUUUAACCCGUCAAAGAUCAAUUACCCAACCAUUGGAGACAUCAAGAAAAACUUGGUGCCUUUUAUUGGGGCUACACUGGACAAGCCUGAGAUGAAGAAAGGGGCGAUGGUGGUGGCAUCUAUUGGGACAUUCAACGUACUUGAUAUGCUGCAAAAGUUCGCACGUGCACGUGGCAAAGAGUUCGAAUUUAUUGAGACCAGCAGUGAGACGUACUACAAGCUGUACCCUCUAUGGGCGGAGGAAGGAAGCCUAAUGAUGCAGUAUAUGCAGGCGUUAGGAGACCAAGCAUGGACGGACGCGACGUAUCCGAUGGUACUUUCGGAUGAGUUGGACAUUGAUACUACUUCAUUUGUAUCCCUUGAUGACUCACUGGACGCGCUGGAGAUAUAA